This is a messenger RNA of Prinia subflava (tawny-flanked prinia), 989 nucleotides long. Its product is annotated as olfactory receptor 14J1-like. Lineage: Eukaryota; Metazoa; Chordata; Aves; Passeriformes; Cisticolidae. The record is from RefSeq and is a predicted model, not a curated record. The transcript has a single exon. Gene Ontology annotation, molecular function: olfactory receptor activity; G protein-coupled receptor activity. Gene Ontology annotation, biological process: G protein-coupled receptor signaling pathway; detection of chemical stimulus involved in sensory perception of smell. The coding region runs from base 36 to 989 and encodes 317 amino acids. Gene Ontology annotation, cellular component: plasma membrane.
CUCCUUCAACAGGACUCCAUGCCCAGAGUGAAGAAAUGUCCAACAGCAGCUCCAUCAGCCACUUCCUCCUGCUGCCAUUGGCACACACGCGGCAGCUGCAGCUCCUGCACUUCUGCCUCUUCCUGGCCAUCUCCCUGGCUGCCCUCCUGGCCAACGGCCUCAUCAUCAGCGCCGUAGCCUGCGGCCACCUCCUGCACAGCCCCAUGUUCUUCUUCCUGCUCAACCUGGCCCUCAGCGACCUGGGCUCCAUCCUCACCACUGUCCCCAAAGCCAUGCACAAUUCCCUCUGGGACACCAGGAACAUCUCCUAUGAAGGAUGUGUUGCACAGGUGUUUUUCUUUCUGUUCUUUAUAUCAGCAGAGUAUUAUCUCCUGACCGUGAUGUGCUACGACCGCUACGUGUCCAUCUGCAAACCCCUGCACUACGGGACCCUCCUGGGCAGCAGAGCUUGUGCCCACAUGGCAGCAGCUGCCUGGGCCAGUGCCUUUCUCACUGCUCUGCUGCUCACAGCCAAUACAUUUUCCGUGCCCCUGUGCCAUGGUAAUGCCCUGGGCCAGUUCUUCUGUGAAAUCCCACACAUCCUCAAGCUCACCUGCUCCAAAUCCUACCUCAGAGAAUUUGGGAUUACAGUGGUUUCUGCCAGUUUGUCAUGUGGUUGUUUUGUAUUCAUUGUUUUCUCUUAUGUACAGAUCUUCAGGGCUGUGCUGAGGAUCCCCUCUGAGCAGGGACGGCACAAAGCCUUUUCCACCUGCCUCCCUCACCUGGCUGUGGUUUCCCUGUUCAUCAGCACUAUCAUGUUUGCCUACCUGAAGCCCCCCUUCAUCUCCUCCCCAUCCCUGGAUCUGCCACUGUCAGUUCUGUACUCGAUGGUGCCACCAACCCUGAACCCCCUCAUCUACAGCCUGAGGAACCAGGAGCUCAAGGCUGCAGUGAGGACACUGAUCACUGGACAAUUUCAGAAACAUUUAAUGGCUGGCAAAUUUCUGUAA